AUGCGGGUCCAGCUCGCCUCCUCCCUCCUCCUCGCCUCGGCCGCAUACGCCCAGUUCGUUCAGCCCAGCGCGACCCAAGCUCCUGCCUCUUCCCCUACCGCAGCUGGCGGAUCAUCUACUGCCCGCCCCACCUCUUCCGCCUCCUCGACAUUCGGUCCUCCCCCUCAAUCGACCGGCUGCGUCCUCCAUAUCGACCACUACCACUGCGAGGGGCCCAACACUGCCUACACCGGAACCGCUUCGGCUGGAGACGCGUCCGCAUCGGGCACGAGCAGCGAGUCUGCGGAAGGCGGAGAAUGCAUCAUUCACGUCGGCCAUACACACGGCGACUGCUCCUCCCAACAACUAGCAUGCGGCGCUAUCCUCCAAGAAGAGUACAAGAUGCCCAUCCACAUCGGCGCGGUCUUUAUCGUCCUCAUCACCUCGGCGCUCGGCGUGCUGAUCCCUAUGGUAUCAGGCUGGGUGAAACGGUCUGAUGGGAGCAAGAUUGCCAGUGGGGAUCCAGUGGCGUUUGGACGGGAGGCCGGGGUAUGGGCCAGUAUCUUCUUUUUGGCAAAGCACUUCGGGACCGGAAUUAUCAUUUCCACCGCUUUCAUCCACCUCCUCUUCCAUGGCUUUGUCAUGUUCCAGAACGAAUGUAUCGGGGAGCUCGCGUACGAAUCCACCGCUGCCGCAAUCGCUAUGGCCGCGGCGCUCGUCACGUUCCUUCUCGACUUUAUGGGCAGCCGCCUCGCCUCUCGCAAGACUGGUACCAUCACCAUGGGCUCGACCGACAUCUCGCCGACAAGCUCCAACCCCGGCUCACCCGACCGCGAGAAGACCGGCGCCGGCUUCAUCCCCGCUGGCUCUCACUCGCACUCGCACGGGCAUGACUGCGCACACGUCGAUGCUGCCUUUGCGGCGGAGGAGAGCUGGCGUGUCCUCUUACUCGAAAUGGGCAUCAUCUUCCACUCAAUCAUGAUCGGCGUGACCCUCGGCGCCUCCUCCGGCGCGGGCUGGACAACCCUCCUCAUCGUCAUCUGCUUCCACCAAUUCUUUGAAGGCGCCGCCCUCGGGGCCCGUAUCGCCCUCUUGUACUGGAUCUCCAAGGUCCGCGCAAUCACCAUGUCGGUCGCCUUCAUCCUCAUCACCCCUAUCGGAAUCGCGAUCGGGAUCGCCGUCCGCCAGGUAUUUUCGCAGAAUGGAAAGGCUUCGCUCUUGUCGGUGGGGAUACUCAAUGCGGUGAGCGCAGGGAUACUGCUGUAUACCGCGUUUAAACUGUUGGCGCAUGACUUUGUGGAUGGGCCGUUGAGGCAUGCGCCGGCGGGUAAGGUGGUGCCGGCGGUGGGCGCGCUGGUGGUCGGGUUGAUUGGGAUGAGUGUAUUGGGCAAGUGGGCGUAG
Dioszegia hungarica is the source of this 1380-nucleotide messenger RNA. Its product is annotated as ZIP zinc transporter-domain-containing protein. Gene Ontology annotation, molecular function: zinc ion transmembrane transporter activity. The record is from RefSeq and is a predicted model, not a curated record. The coding region runs from base 1 to 1380 and encodes 459 amino acids. Gene Ontology annotation, cellular component: plasma membrane. The transcript is spliced from 4 exons. NCBI's taxonomy places the organism in Eukaryota, Fungi, Basidiomycota, Tremellomycetes, Tremellales, Bulleribasidiaceae. Gene Ontology annotation, biological process: zinc ion transmembrane transport.